Charadrius vociferus (killdeer) is the source of this 1968-nucleotide messenger RNA. RefSeq names its product cAMP-specific 3',5'-cyclic phosphodiesterase 4D-like. Gene Ontology annotation, biological process: signal transduction. The transcript has 13 exons. Gene Ontology annotation, cellular component: nucleus; perinuclear region of cytoplasm; cytosol. The record is from RefSeq and is a predicted model, not a curated record. The annotation marks the transcript as partial. Gene Ontology annotation, molecular function: 3',5'-cyclic-AMP phosphodiesterase activity. NCBI's taxonomy places the organism in Eukaryota, Metazoa, Chordata, Aves, Charadriiformes, Charadriidae.
GCUGUGCCCCUGUACCCAUGGGCGGAGGUCCCCGGGCCACCCACCCCGUACCAGCCUUGUCCCCUCUCCCCUCGCAGCUUCGACCGGGAGAAUGGCCCCCCGUGCCGGGGCGCGCUGGACCCCCAGGCCAUCCCGGGCGCGGGGCUGGUCCUUCAAGGUACCUUCUCCCACGGCCAGCGCCGCGAGUCCUUCCUCUACCGCUCCGACAGCGACUACGACCUGUCCCCAAAAGCCAUGUCCCGCAACUCUUCCAUCGCCAGCGACCUGCAUGGAGAAGACAUGAUUGUCACGCCAUUUGCCCAGGUCCUGGCCAGCCUCCGCACCGUCCGCAGCAACCUCACCCACCUCCAGGCGAGCAUCAAGCAGCAGCCUGCCCUCCGGGAGCAAGGGCAGCCUCACCGCUCGGGGAACCAGGUCUCCGAGUAUUUCUCCAGCACUUUCCUGGACAAGCAGCAUGAGGUGGAGAUCCCCUCGGCGCUGGCCAAGGACAAGGAGAAGGAGAGGAGGAAGCGCCCCAUGUCCCAGAUCAGCGGCGUCAGGAAACUCACGCAUGGCUCCAGCCUUGCCGCCGCCGGCAUCCCCCGCUUUGGGGUGCGGACACACCAGGAGGAGCUGCUGGCCAAGGAGCUGGAGGACACCAACAAGUGGGGGCUCAAUGUGUUUAAAGUUGCUGAGUACUCAGGCAAUCGCCCGCUGACGGUCAUCAUGUACAGCAUCUUCCAGGAGCGCGACCUCAUGAAGACCUUCCGCAUCCCCGUCAACACCUUCAUCACCUACAUGCUGACGCUGGAGGACCACUACCAUGCCGACGUGGCCUACCACAACAGCAUCCACGCUGCCGACGUGGCUCAGUCCACCCAUGUUCUCCUCUCCACGCCUGCGCUGGAGGCUGUCUUCACAGACCUGGAGAUCAUGGCUGCCAUCUUCGCGAGUGCCAUCCAUGAUGUUGACCACCCUGGUGUCUCCAACCAGUUCCUCAUCAACACCAACUCGGAGCUGGCGCUGAUGUACAACGACGCCUCAGUGCUAGAGAACCACCACCUGGCUGUGGGCUUCAAGCUUCUCCAGGAGGAGAACUGCGACAUCUUCCAAAACCUGAGCAAGAAGCAGAGGCAGUCACUCCGCAAAAUGGCCAUCGACAUGGUGCUGGCCACGGACAUGUCCAAGCACAUGAAUCUGCUGGCGGAUUUGAAAACCAUGGUGGAGACCAAGAAGGUGACCAGCCUCGGCGUGCUGCUGCUGGACAACUACUCUGACCGGAUCCAGGUCCUGCAGAGCAUGGUGCACUGUGCUGACCUCAGCAACCCCACAAAGCCGCUGGAGCUGUACCGGCAAUGGACUGACCGCAUCAUGGUGGAGUUCUUCCACCAAGGUGACCGGGAGCGGGAGAAGGGGAUGGAGAUCAGCCCCAUGUGUGACAAACACACUGCCUCCGUGGAGAAGUCCCAGGUGGGCUUCAUCGACUUCAUCGCCCACCCACUGUGGGAGACGUGGGCCGACCUGGUGCACCCCGAUGCCCAGGAGAUCCUGGACACUCUGGAGGACAACCGGGAAUGGUACCAGAGCAUGAUCCCACGCAGCCCAUCCCCACCACCUGAGGGACCUGGAGUGUCCCCUGCAUCCACCGACAAGUUCCAGUUCGAGAUGACGCUGGAGGAGGAGGAGGAGGGUGAGUCGGACACGGAGCUGGAGGGGGCCGAGAGCCCCUUGGACGAGGACAACAGCGGCUCCAAGACACCAGCCACAGACGACUCAGAGUUGGCUGACACCGAGCGCCUGUCACCCAGCCCUGGGGACCGGGACUCACCUGUCAGCCGCCCCAGGGAUGUGGACAACCAGCGGGUGCUGGAGGGAACGCUGACGAAGGACAGCAGUGGGAGUGGGCGCCCAGUGCCGGGGCCCGAGGGCAGCCAUGGGCUGUGCCUGGACACAGAGGGCAACGUCACAUUCCUGCCCCUGGGCACGUAG